GGCGGCCACCGCCAGGGGACGCUGUAGCACUCGCCGCUCCCGCUUCCUUGCGCCCCUCCCGCCGCUGCACUCCUGUCCAAGAUGGCGGCCGCGGCGCUGCUUCGAUGCGCGGCUCCGGGGCGCGGAGGCCCGGCCGGGAGCUGGCGACUGCGCGUAGCGCCAAGGCGCCGCCUGACCCAGGGUUCCUGCAGUCGCAGCGGCGACCCUACGGCCGGAGCGGCCUGGUCCUGCUUCCGGCUGGACGAGCGCGCGCUGCUGCGCGUGCGCGGCCCCGACGCGGCGCCGUUCCUGCUAGGGUUGCUGACCAAUGAACUGCCGCUUCCGGGUCCCGCCGCCGGAGAUGCCCCGCCCCCUCCGCGUGCGGGCUACGCUCACUUCCUGAACGUGCAGGGCCGGACGCUCUAUGACGUCAUUGUGUACGGAUCUCCCCAUUGCUGGCACAUUCGCAGUUGACUCGGUCAUCUGUGCUGACAACAUCACGACUGUCGGUGAUGUUCAUGCUGGACUUCCUGAGCUACGUCGGGUGAAUUUUUGGACUCACUGUGUCUCUGCAAAUGGCUUUACCUGAUAUCCUGGCUGACUGGAAAAAUCUUAGCUUAGAAAUUGUCACUGAGAAUGUUCACAUGACAACGUUGUUUUCUUGCUGCCAGCUUUUCUGAGAGGUCUAGUGCCGUUCUUAUUUCCAGUCCUUUGUACAUGAACUGUGUUUUUCUCUGGAAGCUUUUAGAAGCUUUUCUUUAACUGUGAUGUCAUGAAAUGUGUCUGAGUUUGGGCGUUUUCCAUAUCACAUUGCUGGGCACUUACUGGGCUCUUUAAAUCUAGAACCACAGUCUGUGAAAUAGCGUCCUCAGGUCAGACCCAGCCCAUUGCCUGUAUUUAUAAUAAAAUUCUCUGGGACCCUGACCCGUUG
Messenger RNA from Sapajus apella (tufted capuchin), 910 nucleotides. RefSeq names its product iron-sulfur cluster assembly factor IBA57 (gene IBA57). Bases 82 to 453 code for a protein of 123 amino acids. Gene Ontology annotation, cellular component: mitochondrial matrix. The record is from RefSeq and is a predicted model, not a curated record. NCBI's taxonomy places the organism in Eukaryota, Metazoa, Chordata, Mammalia, Primates, Cebidae. The transcript has 2 exons.